Contarinia nasturtii (swede midge) is the source of this 3363-nucleotide messenger RNA. RefSeq lists its product as uncharacterized. Gene Ontology annotation, biological process: transmembrane transport; monoatomic anion transport. The record is from RefSeq and is a predicted model, not a curated record. Gene Ontology annotation, molecular function: transmembrane transporter activity. The coding region runs from base 268 to 3339 and encodes 1023 amino acids. Lineage: Eukaryota; Metazoa; Arthropoda; Insecta; Diptera; Cecidomyiidae. The transcript is spliced from 22 exons.
CAACAUUAUCAUUUUUCAUUUCAUAAUAUUUACCGUUCGCGUACAGGCACGAACGAAUUAGUGGGUCUAAAAGUCUCUUUUCAUCAGAGCAGUUCGUUUGAACAUUUUCCAACCGAAGAAUCGUUGGGAUCAUUGUGUCAUCAUCCAACGCCAAAAAAACAGUUUUGGGAAACAGAGUGUACCAAACGAAUAUCAACGAUAUUUUUGUGAAUUUUUAACAAAAUUUUUCUUUUUUCCGACGAUUAGCGGCCAAUUUAUAAAAACACAAUGGUGCAAUCAGAAUUUGCAAAAUGUUUCUGCAUUCCGCAGCGUAUAAUCAUGUCGAUUAUGUGUUUUUUUGCGAUUGCAAUUGCGUAUGUAAUGCGUGUUUGUUUAUCGGUGGCAAUUACUGAAAUGGUAGCCAAAGUAAAUCACACCGAACAGGCGAGUACAUCCAAUCACAGCAUAUGCAUGGCUGAUCCAGUUCCAGCAGGAUCUCAUGUUGUGAGCCAUAGCGGUAGUGGUGAAUACCAUUGGAACCAAGAACAGCAAGGCUGGAUCUUAUCGUCAUUUUACAUUGGCUAUGUUUUAACGCACGUGCCUGGUGGUGUCAUUGCUGAACGAUAUGGAGGAAAGUGGACAUUAUCGCUUGGCAUUUUAUCAACAGCCAUUUUCACUCUUCUUACACCUCUAGCCGUUCAACACGGUGGAUAUAUUGCAUUGAUUGUUUUGCGUAUUUUGAUGGGUUUAGGCGAAGGCACAACAUUCCCCGCUUUGAGUGUUUUGCUCGCUUCGUGGGUGCCUGAAAAAGAAAGAAGUAAACUGGGUUCAUUUGUUUUUGGAGGUGGUCAGAUCGGAACAGUCGCCGGAAAUCUUUUGUCUGGUUUGAUUUUGCAUUCGUAUCCAUGGCCAUGGGUGUUCUACGUGUUUGGUAUUGUUUCGAUCGUUUGGUUUUUGAUUUUCACUGUGAUUUGCUACAGCAAUCCAGGUUCACAUCCAUUCAUUACAUCGGAGGAACGUGAGUAUCUUGAAGCUGAACUUGGUCAAUUAAAACGUCAGAAAAAUUUGCCACCAACUCCAUGGCUAUCAAUUAUCACGUCGGUACCAAUGAUUGCACUCGUAUGCGCCCAGAUUGGUCAUGAUUGGGGAUUCUAUAUUAUGGUAUCUGAUUUGCCAAAAUACAUGAGCGAAGUGUUGCAAUUUUCGAUAAAAGACAACGGAAUCUAUUCGUCAUUGCCGUACUUGGUUAUGUGGAUUGUUUCAGUGUCGACUGGAUGGCUCAGUGAUAUCUUGAUCGUUCGCAAUUGUCUUACAAUUACCGGUGCACGGAAGUGGUUUACGGCAAUUGCUGCCAUUUUCCCGGCCAUAUUCAUUGUAUUGGCUUCAUAUGCUGGAUGUAAUAAAUUUUUGGUUGUGGUUUGGUUUACAUUGGCUAUGGGUUUCAUGGGCACCUUCUAUCCGGGCAUGAAAGUAAAUCCAUUAGACUUGAGUCCGAACUACGCCGGAUCUAUAAUGGCUGUUACAAAUGGCAUUGGUGCAUUGACUGGUGUUGCCGCACCAGUUUUUGUUGGUAUUAUGACACCAAACUCAUCUCUAACCGAAUGGAGAAUCGUAUUUUGGGUAACCUUUGCCAUAUUCGUGGUUACCACUGUUAUUUACUCGACUUGGGCUUCUGGCGAAGUUCAACCAUGGAACACACCAAAAGGAUUUAAAUCGCCCGAAUACGGUAACAUGGAAAAUAACAACGAAACCGAUAAAACAACCAUCGAAUUUCAUCAAAAAAUACCUGAUCAAAAUUUCGCUAUAGUUUGUAGCAUGCCGAAUUUAUUGUUGAUACCACUGGACGUAUUCGAAGGUAAUAUUCAGACAAUGGAUAGUUCACACCAAUCAAAAUGUUCAGAGGUACCAAAGCGUGUAUUAACAGGCAUAAUGGGCUUCCUGGCGAUCGUUGUGUCAUUUUUGAUGCGAGGUUGUUUAUCGGUUGCAAUUACAGAAAUGGUGGUACCAUUGAAUCACACAGAUAAAGGCAAUGAGGCGAUUAUUUGCCCAGCUGACACUGAAUCCAUACAACACAACAUCAUUUCUACAUCGAGUGGAACGAGAUACAAUUGGUCACAAGAGGAACAAGGCUGGAUUUUAUCAUCGUUUUUUGUUGGGUAUUUAGUUACUCAUAUACCUAGCGCAAUUUUGGCUCAAAGGUUUGGUGCAAAGUGGGUUCUGGGUGGUGGUGUUUUGGCAGCAACAAUUUGCAAUGCAGCUACACCUCUCGGCGUCUAUUAUGGUGGGAUUUGGGCAUUGAUAACAUUAAGAGCUCUGAUGGGUGCAGCUAAUGGAACAAUGUAUCCAUCGUUAAGUGUUUUACUCUCAGCUUGGAUUCCCGAGAGAGAAAGAGGAAAAUUAGCGGCAUUUGUUCUGGGUGGUGCCCAAAUUGGAUUUCUCAUUUCGUUUUAUGUAUCAGCAAUAAUCCUAUCAUAUUUCUCGUGGCCUGUUGUUUUUUAUGUCUGGAGUUUUAUUGCUACGAUCUGGUUUAUAGUGUUUGCUAUUAUAUGUUCCAAUGACCCAGCGUCGCAUCCAUUCAUUUCAAAGGAAGAACUCGAUUAUUUGGAAACUGAAAUCGGUCAACUAAAGCGGCAUAAAAGCUUACCACCGACCCCGUGGGGAGACAUUUUAACAAGUGUGCCCAUAAUCGUGCUUAUUAUUGCCCAGGUCACCAGUGAUUACGUUUUUUAUGUUUUGGCUUCUGAUUUGCCGAAAUAUAUGAGAGAAGUUUUGGGAUUUUCAAUUCAAGACGUUGGUCUCUACUCUUCAUUGCCAUAUGCUUUAAUGUGGAUUGUGUCACUUGUGUCUGGUUUUCUGUGCGAUCAUUUAAUCAGCAGACAAUAUCUAACAGUUACACAAACGAGAAAAUUGUUUGCCUUUUUUGCUAGUGUAUUCCCUUCAGCGUGUGUCAUCGUCGGAUCAUACGCUGGAUGUAAUAAGACGUUUGUCGUUAUUUGGUUUGCCUUAGCUUUUGGAUUUAAUGGCAACUAUUACAGUAGCUUAAGAGUGAAUAUAUUGGACUUGAGUCCGAAUUAUUCCGGCUCUGUUAUGGCGGUUAUAAAUGGAAUAGCAGCAUUGUCGGGCAUAGCAGCGCCAACGUUCGUUGGAAUGAUGAUACCCGAUUCAACACUUGACCAAUGGAGACUGGUGUUCUGGGUUUCGUUUGGCAUCUCAAUGAUAAGAACCGUUAUAUAUACAACAUGGUCAUCCGCUGAAGUUCAACCAUGGAACGAACCAAAAGGAUUCAAAUCACCUGAAUCAGUCGAACUCACCAAAAAUAAUAACUUUGAAGAUCACAUAAUAAAAGAAAUCAUGGAAUAAACACAAAUACGACUAUUAAUGUAA